AUGAAACUGUUAUCCACACAAUUAAAAAUCGUCCUCAAAAACUAUCAUCGUCUUGUGGAUUCACUUGAACCUCAUGAACAAUCAUUAUUGGAAGAAAACUUACGACAAUUAAAACGUCAUAUGCAAACAGGAACUCAACGUUUACCAUGGACAUCAACAAAUCAUGAUAAAUUUAUUACAGUCAUAUCAGAACUUAUUUCCAAACUUGAUUCAACAAUAAAUCAAAUAAAAAAGAAUUCACAAGAUAUUCAUGUAUUUCUUGAUGAAAUUCGUCAAUGCAAUCUCUUUCGUGAACCACCACCGAAUCCUGAUGGUUCACUUGUAUAUUGCAAAGAAUAUUUUGAAUUUGUUGAAAGUCGUCGACGACAAGAUGCAAUUGAGUUACAGAAAAAAUAUAAACUCAUCGGUCCAUUAAUUGCAAAAGUAGAAGGACUUGUUUUUAAUACAAAUACAUCUCAAUCACCUAAAAUGAAAGCUUAUUAUGCUUAUUGGGAAAGACAAAUAUUUUCAGCUUUAUCCGACCUUGUUAUGGAAAAUUUAAAAUCAUUACGUGAUGCAUUACAGAAUGGUUCUAAACCAUUAUUUCAAGUUGAUACUUUACUUGUUGUACCAACUGUAGCUAUGCAACCAAAUCAAAAUGAAAUUAUUAAAUUAUUUAGUCAAUCAAUGCGAGAUUGUGUUGAAGUGUAA
This is a messenger RNA of Rotaria sp. Silwood2, 690 nucleotides long. NCBI's taxonomy places the organism in Eukaryota, Metazoa, Rotifera, Eurotatoria, Philodinida, Philodinidae. The record is from the annotation of a GenBank genome assembly.